UUUGCGGAGUGGACCACACCUGAUUGCUGUGGGCCUCCCUGCUAAUGCAAAUUACCUGAAUCAGGCUGCUGGUGACUCACCCACUCCCCUUUAAAGCAACAUCAGGUUCAAGGCAGUGACUGCUCAGCGUAGAAGCCAUGGCUCGCAGACACUGCUUCUCCUACUGGUUACUGGUCUGCUGGUUGGUGGUAACUGUGGCAGAAGGACAAGAAGAGGUAUUUACUCCCCGUGGAGACUCAGAAAAUAAUGCAGACCAUACCGACUGCCAGGUCUUUACACUCACCCCUCCACCUGUCACGAGGAGUCCCGUAACAAGGGCCCAGCCCGUCACAAAGACCCCCAGGUGUCCCUUCCUUUUUUUUCCACGAAGAUUUCCACAAAGGCCCAGAGUCCAUUUUCGGUUUCCAAACAGACCUUUCCUCCCUUCAAGGUGUAACUACCGUUUUCCAUUCCAGCCAUUUUAUUGGCCACACCGUCGCCUUACUCCCGGUAGGUAUUUCCUCAGAAGAAGACUCCAAAGAGGAAGCUCAUCUGAGGAAAUCUGAGAGAGAAGAGAAACCCAAACAUACUGAAGGAAAAAAAAAGAAAAGAAAAAGCCAAUCCUUCAGAAAAAGCAACAAAAAGAUUUCUGUUUUAUCUUUCCAAACUAAAACUACCAGAUUUGAAGAUUAAGUCUCCUAAACACCACUGACUAGAAACUGUUCUCUUUGUCAGGAGUGAAGAUAUUGGACCACAGGUUACUGAUGUUUGCAAAAUUGAACAAUAUAUUUUUAUCCUCAACUUAUGGUCAAGAAUAUUUAUGCAAAUAAAACCUUAAAAUGGGUAGCUCCAGUAAUUCCUAUCCAUACUGAGAUGCUGAAAGAAUCCAUCUCCUCCUCUAAAUUAAACAGCAUUUAAAUAAAUUGAGAUCAUUAUAAAACUCACAAAGACACUAAUGACAUCAUUUUUAUAUUCAUUGGAAAAUGUACAGAGCAAGGUGCAUUUACAAAAUAAACUUUAAAAGAAAUGAUAAAGCUUAAAGCAAUUAAAAAGUUAUGGGGAGUCUGAUUGUAGAUAAUACUUUGAAAAUAUAAACUGACUUAUGUAACCUAAAUAAUUUUUUUUCCUUUGAAACAGAGUUUCUCUCUUGUUGCCCAGGCUGGAGUGCAGUGGCAUGAUCUCGGCUCACUGCAACCUCUGCCUCCCAGGUUCAAGCAAUUCUCCUGCCUCAGACUCCUGAGUAGCUGGGAUUAUAGGCGCCUGCUACCACACCUGACUAAUUGUUUGUAUUUUUAGUAGAGACAGGGUUUCACCAUGUUGGCCAGAAUAGUCUCAAACUCCUGACCUCAGGUGAUCCACCCGCCUCAGCCUCCCAAAGUGCUGGGAUUACAGUGUGAGCCACUGCCCCCAGCCCCAAAUAAUUACUUUUAAAGUAUAGUAUCUAAAUUUACUUUAAUGUUGACUUCUUAAACAACUGGUGUGAAUUAAUUUGAUAAGUUUCUCACUGUUUCCCCUGUUAUCAUUAGAUAGAUGCUGGCUAAAAUGAUAUACUUCUUCUCAAACUUUUAACAUGAUUCCAGGUUCAAAAAGCCUGGUUAAACAGCUUCAAGAAUAUUCUGGCAACUCUAGAACUCUACAGACAUAAGUUCACUCAACCUCGGAAACUUGUAUUCUCAGGAUGCAAUAUGAGAAACAAAUCCCACAGAUUGCAUUCAUUGGUUAUUUGUUUUGGCCCCUCUGUAAAUCACAGCUCCCUGUUUAUGCCACUCAUCUUGCCUGUAACAUACGAACUUUGAUUCCACACAUGUGGGCAGCAGCUUGCCUUGUUCCUCCCAAGAACUAUAUGCAAAAGUUUCUGUUGCUACUGCUGCUACAGAAACAGAAAGGAAAAAAAUUAGUACCAAGACAUGACAGAACUUUGGGAAUGGUUGCCCUGGAAAAGGAAAGAGAGAUAAAAUCAUCAUGUUAUGUUUCUUUGGUUUAUUAAAAUGAU
This is a messenger RNA of Saimiri boliviensis boliviensis (Bolivian squirrel monkey), 1972 nucleotides long. It is a transcript of the gene ODAPH, whose product is annotated as odontogenesis associated phosphoprotein. NCBI's taxonomy places the organism in Eukaryota, Metazoa, Chordata, Mammalia, Primates, Cebidae. Gene Ontology annotation, biological process: positive regulation of enamel mineralization. The record is from RefSeq and is a predicted model, not a curated record.